This is a messenger RNA of Daldinia childiae, 1932 nucleotides long. Its product is annotated as Cell division cycle-related protein res2/pct1. Gene Ontology annotation, cellular component: SBF transcription complex; MBF transcription complex. The transcript is spliced from 4 exons. Gene Ontology annotation, molecular function: transcription regulator activity; DNA binding; protein binding. Lineage: Eukaryota; Fungi; Ascomycota; Sordariomycetes; Xylariales; Hypoxylaceae. Bases 1 to 1932 code for a protein of 643 amino acids. The record is from RefSeq and is a predicted model, not a curated record.
AUGGUAAAAGACGCUCCUAAUGCUGUCAUUGGCGCUGGCGCUGGUACCGUUGCUGCUGCUGGUAUUUACAGUGCCACAUAUAGUGGUGUGCCCGUAUACGAGUUCCAGUUUGGUGGUGAUAAUAAGGAGCACGUAAUGCGCCGGCGACAAGACGACUGGGUCAAUGCGACACAUAUCCUCAAAGCAGCAGGGUUCGACAAGCCCGCCCGUACGAGAAUCCUCGAGCGCGAGGUACAAAAAGACGUACACGAGAAGAUCCAGGGUGGAUAUGGAAAAUAUCAAGGCACAUGGAUUCCUUUGGAAGCCGGGGAACAACUUGCCCAACGAAACAACAUCUUCGAGCGCCUUCGGCCCAUCUUUGAGUUCGUUCCCGGAAAUCAGAGCCCACCCCCAGCGCCUCGGCAUGCAAGCAAGCCAAAGGCCCCUAGAAAGCCGGCAGUGCCAAAAUGGGGUGCCCCGCCGCCCCAAGAACUUGAGACUGCCAGCCAACAGCUAAAUGAGGAUGAUACCCCGGAUAACGUCACUAGAAAACGAGAGGAUAAUAUACAAGACCUCACUGAGCAGCAACAUUCGGUCUAUGGUGAUGAGCUAUUGGAUUACUUCCUCUUAUCUCGUAACGAGGCACCCAAUUUCCGUCCCGAGCCUCCUCCUAAUUUUCAGCCUGACUGGCCGAUCGAUACAGAGAAGCAUACUGCCCUCCACUGGGCUAGCGCUAUGGGCGAUGUGGAUGUCAUUAAGCAGCUGAAGCGAUUCGGAGCCACUUUAGGAGUUCAAAACUGCAAGGGCGAAACCCCGUUCAUGCGAUCCGUAAACUUUACCAACUGUUACGAGAAGCAAACUUUCCCUCAGGUUAUGAAGGAACUUUGGGAUACCGUUGACGCGCGUGACGAUUCUGGUUGUACAGUAAUUCAUCACGCAGCAAUUAUGAAAAGUGGUCGGAUCACUAGUACUUCGUGCUGCCGUUACUAUCUCGAUAAUAUUCUAAACAAACUCCAAGAAACUCAUGACCCCAACUUCGUCCAGCACAUUAUCGACACCCAAGAUCAUGGCGGUAAUACCGCUCUACACCUAGCGGCAAAGACGAACGCUCGUAAAUGUAUACGAGCCCUUCUUGGCCGGGGCGCCUCCACGGACAUUCCCAACGCAGAAGGAAUCCGCGCAGAGGAUUUGAUCAAGGAACUAAAUGCUACAAAAAAUCCAAAGGAGCGUGUCCCUCAGCGAUCCUCAUCUCCCUUUGCACCCGACUCUCAACGACACGUCUCCCUUCGCGACGCCAUCACAGAAUCCGUUUCUAAGCUAGCUGUUACAUAUAACUCGGAAGCAGCAAAUACAGUCCAAAAUAAGAUAACGCCACUUGUCUUAGAGAAGUUCCAGGAUCUCGCCCAUAGUUACGAUGAGGAAUGGAAGGAAAAGAACGAGGCCGAGAUGGAGGCUCGUCGUAUCCUCGCAAAUACACAAAACGAGCUUGCCGUUGUUAGAGCGCAAAUUGCCGAACUAGACAGUCAGUUAGAAUCUCCCGAGGCAGCGUCAAAGGUCGUCGGCGAAGCUACUAUCCUACAGCAGCAAGUCACGUCAUUACUAGCAAGCCAGAGCCGAUACUAUGUGCAUUCUUCCGUCGAACAAGCAGUAUCGAUGAUGAAUGGUGAUACCGGUGACAAUUCGUACGAAGAACGAGUUCAACUUGCCCAGGAGCUAAGGGAGCUUGUCGUAGAGCAGCGACGCGCAGAGAAAGAGUACGUCGAUGCUUUAGGGGUGUCCGGCACCGGCGAGAAGAUUGACAAGUACCGACGACUACUCAAGGAAUGCCUGGAUCAGGAGGCUGCAGAGAACUUGGAUUCUAACUUGGAUGACCUCAUCGACAUGAUGGAAGAGGAGCGAAGUGAGGGGGCUCCGGCGAUACCCGGGCAAGGAGAGCCUAUGAUGAUCUGUUAA